This is a messenger RNA of Drosophila innubila, 2039 nucleotides long. RefSeq names its product GATOR complex protein NPRL3 (gene Nprl3). NCBI's taxonomy places the organism in Eukaryota, Metazoa, Arthropoda, Insecta, Diptera, Drosophilidae. Bases 64 to 1959 code for a protein of 631 amino acids. The transcript has a single exon. Gene Ontology annotation, cellular component: GATOR1 complex. Gene Ontology annotation, biological process: positive regulation of autophagy; negative regulation of TORC1 signaling; cellular response to amino acid starvation. The record is from RefSeq and is a predicted model, not a curated record.
CUGCUACUCCAUUUGCAAAUCAGCUGGAAAAUCCAAAAAGGAAAAUAAAUAAAUAAUGCUGCCAUGGAGGUAAAUCCACUUGCUGUUAUUCUUGUUUACUUUGAUAGCAAAGGCGAUCGCCUGCUGUAUCGCUAUCCAUAUCAGCCGCUCGGCAAAACGCUUAAAUUGGAGGAGCCGCACGAGGAGCAGAGCAACAAGAAGCGCAAUCCAUUUGCCGUUGCCAACACUGAUGACCUGCUGCAGACGCCCACACACCAGAACCCGAGCCAAGGUCAAGGUCAGCUGCAGGGAUUUGCGGACGAUGUGCUCUCCGCCCUGUUUGCCGUCAAGCCACAAUUGUGCAACCAAAAGUUCGAGUUGAAACUGAAUGAUGUGCGCUUUGUUAGUCAUCCCACGCUGAUAAGUGUUGUGCCCGCUGCAACGCCCAAUCCAACGUCGAAUCAAGCGACUGCAUCCGGGUCCAGCGCCACAGCGAGUGUGUCCGUAUCCGUAGGUGCGGUUAAGAAGCAGCAAAUGCUAAUUAACAUUGUUUUCGCACUGCAUGCCCAGGCCAGCUACUCCAUUGUCAAGUGCUACCAUGAGCUGAGCAAGCGUCUGGGAUUGGCGCUGAAAUUCGAGGAGCAGCGCAGUGGCUACCUCACCGAACAGACGGCGUACAUGGCGCGCACCCACGACGAGCAGCAACAGCAGCCGCUGGAGAAGACCUUUGAACUGAUUGCGGAACGUUGCAGCUUGGCGCAGGCACUGAAAUCCAUCUGUAAUGAUCUGUGCACCACGGGAUUGCUGAGCACCACAUUGAAUCAGAAUCUUACGUUGACCUUUUGUCUGCCGGCAAAGGCGCAUCAGCUGCACAAGAAGGGCAGCAUGGUGGAUCCCGAGACGAUAGAUAGAUGCCUGCGAGCCUUGAAACCGUAUCAUGGCAUGCUCCUGCUGGUGGACUUUGCCGAGCUGCUCGAUUGUGUGCCGCCGACGGGAGCGCGCAUGCUCUGGCAACUGGUGGAUGCCUAUAAUCCAUUGAUAAGCCUGCAGAGCAUGGCGUCCAAUGCGGAUCUGAGUAUUGAGCAUGUCUACAAGCUGGUAUCGCAUCUUGUCUACUGGGCCAAGGCUACCAUCAUUUAUCCGCUGUGCGAGACGAAUGUCUAUGUGAUUGCGCCGGAUGCAUCGCUGCACACCAAGUCACAUCUAGUCGAGAAGUUCUCCACACGCUUUGCAGGCAUGUCGCUAUUUGAAGUCAUCUCGGACUUCUCGCUGCCCACAUCGAUUGGACAUCUGACGACGCCGCUACAACAGCCGGCACGUCAGGGAAUUCUCGCCCAAAUGGUGCUCUGGAUGUUGCAGCAUCAUCUUCUCAUGCAGCUCCACACCUAUGUACAGUUCAUGCCCAGCGAUGAUGAUGAAUUUGGCGAUUCCGCAUCGUGUACGCAGGCACAGAUGCCGGGCAGCUGUGAUAACCUCACCGAGGAGGAGCAGGAUGAUCCUCUGCAUGGCGGCUCCAUGCUUAGCAUGUCCAGUCAACCGCUGCCGAUGCCAGUCAACAACCAUCGACGUCCAUUAACCGAGGAUCACGACUCUUUGGCAUCGGACAACAUUGCCGUGCAGCCGUCGUCCAGUCACAAGUCCAACUUCAGCAUGACGGCUUCUCUCAGCACCGACAAUUGCGACAGCCUUGACUCAAUGGAGGAUGAACAGAAGCUCAAGGAGCUGCUGCAGGUCUUCAACGAUGCCGAUCGCGCUGCCAUCCGUCGCAUUCCCGCCUCCCUCAACGUCGAUGAUCUCUCGCUACUCGUCAAGCUCUAUCAAAUGGGUUACUUCAAGAGCGAACAUCAUCUGGAGGAGAUCAUGUACUUUGAGAAUCUGCGGCGAUCGCAGCUUUUACAACUGCUCGACAAAUUUCGCGAUGUACUGAUCAUAUACGAGACCGAAGAUCCUGCCAUUGCAUCCAUGUACAACAAUAAAUAGAUCUAUGUAUAUACUAUAAUAAUAAUACCUAUGUAUGUGUGUAUAAUAAAGCGCAUUCCAAAUGCAUUCUUAGUUAAGCA